Molecule: messenger RNA, 1428 nt
Organism: Heterobasidion irregulare TC 32-1
Lineage: Eukaryota; Fungi; Basidiomycota; Agaricomycetes; Russulales; Bondarzewiaceae
Exons: 6
Coding region: 1-1428 (475 amino acids)
Source: RefSeq, a predicted model, not a curated record
AUGAAGCUCUCAGAUGCCUGCUUGAAACGCAAGAGGGUCGUUUCAGAACCCGUGGGUUUCAGCGUCAAACGUCGCCAAGUAACGGGUGGCGGUUCGUCCGUAGUAUUGAAUGGUUCGAAUACCGUCUCUAGUCAUGGUGAACAACUGUUCUCGGAUCUUACAAAUGGCAAACAUCACCUGGAGACCUCUACCGCAGUGAAAAGCAUCAGGAAGAUAAAACCUUCUGAGAAGACAUCCCAUGAAAAUCACACUCAAAAAUCGGAUAAAUGCCCUUUAGUAUCCUCAGAAGUCAAGCGAUGUCUCUUAACUCAAGAACUAUCCUCAGAGGCUUCAAUAGAACCAUGCUAUCUAUUGAAUCAGCGUCUGUGGAGUGCCAGUGAUCUGCUAACGCGUCUGGAAUGGUCUUGGGGGAUGGAAUACAACUCACUUGACCCGAGAUCAGAAUCGAACAAAACAUACUUACGGCGUGAUUGGUUCAAGUCAUUCGAUAGUGAACGAUGGUUACUUCUUCCCACACCCGAGAUGGCGGAGAAAGUCAGUGCUCACCAGGACAACUUCAUGAGGAAUUUAGCAACUCAAUCAAUUCUACCUUCGGUCGAUACUAUAUACGACGGCGCCGAAACUUUCGAAUAUCGAAUGCUAUCGCUGGAAGACGUGGAACUUCGAUCAUUCAAUCGAAUUGAAUGGCACGACUCAAUGAGUGGGACAAGCUCGCCAGGCAAGAGAACUGCUGCCGAUCAGCGAUCGACUCGACAUUAUCCUCCAUUCUAUACGUUACCACCCCUUAUAUCUCGUGCAAAACCUCACUUCGUCAUCUGCGACACUGCUGCGAAGUUGAGGUCUGUUUGGCAUGGGCACGAUUUCUUUUCCUUGUCCAUGUCCAUGUGGAUAGAGAGCACAUAUAAGGCUUGGUCAACAUGUGAAGUCCCUUCAAGAUUUGCUUCAACCCCCCGCGUUCUUGUCCCGAACCCCCCUCUCUAUCCUUAUCUAACCAUCGCCGAAAAACAGCACAUAUCUAGAGCGUGUACCGGUCCAUGCAUUAACAGCCGAUCUGCGUGGAUUCCUACUCGCUGUCUACGCUGCUCAGGGUGGAGCAAGGACUUCGUCGACAACCCAAAUUCAGCUCGCUAUGAUAGAUAUGGGAACCUCAAGAUCGGCGAGCAAUCCAAUCCGAUGGCUCUAUAUCGAGCCUACCUCGGGCGUGUCGCUCGUUACGCCGACACUUGGAACUUGUGUUGCGUGCAGCAGGUGAAGAAACGAGGGCGAUGGACAUCUGGUGUGGUCAAUAUGAAGCAGUUGGGGACUUAUGCUCAGGAGCCACCGGGCAGCCUUGAACAGCGAGAGGGCACGCACUGUGCGGGGUGUUGUUGCUAUUCCAUCAGAGCCCAACCUGUCAGAUGUGACAGGGGAGUACAGACUUUAGGGUAA